CCUGCCGGCGGCGCAUGCGGGAGGCGGGGGAUGGCCGGACAUGGCGCUGGCGGCCCCGCCGCUACGGCGCUAUUUGCUGCUGCUGGCGCAGGAGCACCUGGAGUUCCGCCUGCCGGAAAUAACAUCAUUGCUCUCCCUUUGUGGCGGACAAUUCAGUGGCGAGCAGGAAAUUCGUGUAAAUUCUCCCUUUUGGAUUCUCAAUAUUCCUUCAGAAGAGAUGGCAAGGGGACUAAUGAAGCGGACCGUAUGUGCAAAGUCUAUAUUUGAACUGUGGGGCCAUGGAAAAUCUGCAGGGGAGCUCUAUGCAUCCUUGAAGAACUAUCCAACAGACAAGAUGCUUCCAUAUCUACAGUCAGACUCUACUUACAAAGUACAUAUUCAUACAUUUAAUAAAACACUGACCCAAGCACAGAAAAUAAAAAAGAUUGAUGCCCUUGAAUUUCUGCCAUUCAAAGGAAAAGUAAAUUUAAAGAAUCCAGAACACGUAUUUUGGAUUUUGGAGGAUUAUGGAAUGAACCCAAAUGAUGUUCCAGAAGAGCCCAUUCAUCUGUAUUUUGGUAGAUGGAUUGCAGAUGGCCAAAGAGAACUCAUUGAAUCCUACAGUGUAAAGAAGAGACACUUUAUUGGAAAUACAAGCAUGGAUGCCUGCCUCUCUUUCAUCAUGGCAAACCAUGGGAGAGUAAAACCCAAUGACAUUGUAUAUGAUCCAUUUGUUGGAACAGGUGGCCUUCUGAUCUCCUCAGCACAUUUUGGGGCAUAUGUGUGUGGUACUGACAUAGAUUACAACACAAUCCAUGGAUUAGGCAAGGCAAGCAGAAAAAACCAGAAAUGGAGAGGGCCAGAUGAAAAUAUCAGAGCAAACCUCCGACAGUAUGGUUUAGAGAAAUACUACCUCGAUGCGCUGGUUGCUGAUUUUUCAAGGCCAGUAUGGAGAAAAGGGAUGUUGUUUGAUGCAAUCAUUACAGACCCACCAUAUGGUAUCAGAGAAGCUCCUCGCAGAAUGGGAUCACAAAAGGAAGCAGUUAAAUCAGUUGAAAGAAGCACAGAAAAUCACUUCUUCGUUUCAUCCAGUUACCAUCUAAGUGACAUCUUUUUUGACCUCUUGAAGUUUGGGGCAGAACAUCUGGUGAUGGGAGGAAGAUUGGUUUACUGGCUGCCCAUAUACAGGCCUGAAUACACAGAAGAGAUCAUUCCCCGCCAUCCGUGCCUGAAACUUAUUAGCAACUGCGAGCAGCUGCUUUCCAGCCACACAUCAAGGCGCCUCAUAACCAUGGAAAAGGUGAAAGAAUUCAAGGAUCAAGAUGAGAACUCUUACUUGUUGGAUGGCCAGUAUAUGCCAUACAGGGGACACAAUUCUUUCCGUGAGAAGUAUUUCAGUGGUGUGACAAAGAGGAUUGCCAAGGAAGAAAAGGACAAUCAGAAGUAAAAUAUUAUAUAAACAGCUUAAAAAAUGAGAAAAGAAUGAAGACCGUGUUUCUUUGUAAGGACAUCUGGAUAUGAACAUUCAUUUGGAUGCUUCAGAAAAAUAAGUAACUGCUUUUAAUUUUAAAACAAGAUGAAACCCACAACCCAGGUUGGGAGCAGUUCUUUUUAAUUAGCUUUGUUUAUAGCAGAUUCUAUUGUACAAGUUUUUUGAGUCUUAUUUAAUUUAUAUUUGUACUUUCAAGUACUAAUGAUGAUUGACUAAAACCAUUAUUAUUGUUCUUUCACCAUUAACGUUUACAAGAAAGCAGUAGUAUUAUUUGGCUUCUUAAACUGUGAACAUCUGGCUGUUUUAAAAACACGUGGUGGUGAUCAGGGAUUGCUGAUUAAGAAGAUAAUUUUCAUUUGUUUUGGUUUUUUUUGUAAAUGGGGUACAAUAAACCAAGGUUGGCGUGAGGUUUUUUUAAUUCUUGCAUGCAGUAAUUGCUCAUAUCAAUUCCACUUGCUCUGGCUGAGGUCACAAGUGUUUAAAAGAAACAACAAACGCAAAGAAACUGGGCUCAUGCACACCCCACAAAAAGAAAAGCCUCUGUGACCUGACAAACUUUGGAAGGCCUAUGAAACCCUGUGAAGCCUGUCUACAUCUGAAGCUCAUCUGUACCUUGGAUUUGCUUUUGCAUUCCUAAACCUUGACUCUUGGUAACGCCAACUGUCUUCAAUUUUUGGUUCAGAAAUCGAUAGUUGAACCAGUAACAACAACAGCAUAAAAUCAGUAGUGGUUCCCUAAUGGUAUUAAGCCUAACCAAAUCUUUGAAACCAAAGCUGUAUUUGUUAAAGGGCAGACUUUGCUGAAUCCACACCACGUCCAUCAUGGAAAUACCUCAUUUGAAAACCACUAAGCCCAUUAAUUCAGGAUGUUAAUGGCUCUGCUCAGUUUGGUGGUCAGAUAUGGUCACAUAUCUUGGUCUGCGUUCACCAAGCAGGGCCCUGGUGCACGCAUCUGCGCUGCAGCCAGAGCAGCCCGGCUUCUCGGUUUGCUGCAGGUCGCUGACUGUGGUCAUGUUGAUGUCUGUGUAGAUCAUAAUUUUUAAGUGCCUCUCCAAGGAAGGCACAGGUCAUUGUGUGUAUCUGAUUGAGUUCAUUAACUGAAUUUGCUCUUCUGUGUAUUGUGGUCCUCAGCUGCAGCAGGAAAGCUUACAAACUCAGUGACAACUUAGUCUGGCCUUCUGGCUCUAAUCUGUGGUGUGUUAAAAAGUUCUCAAAUAGUGAUUUAUUUUCUGUGUUUCCAUUAUAAAUCACUUUGUCCUGACACUUUUAAUGUCAGCCAUAUAAUAGUCAUUCUGGACUCAACUUGGAGCAAGAUCAAAGCUCAGAAAAUUUUUCAAAAGCAGAAUUUGAAUUGAUCAUUUUCAAAUAUUACAUCAAAAAUGUACUGCUUCUGAAAACCUGUCUGCAUUUCAGCAUUACAAUUUAGCAUUCAUCUUUUAUUACUUAACAAAUUAGUUUCCCUUCUUCAUAGGCAAGGAGUUUUUCUGGAUGUAUUUAUUAUGCACUUAAAACUCCAUUUUCAUGAAAGUUACCUUACACAUGAUCUAAGUGGCUGUACAAGAGGUAAGGUAGUGGCAAAUCUGGCUCUGCCUGUUCAAUGAAAAUGAUUUAGUUUAUUUCUCCUUUGCCUGGUCCAACUUCUAGUCCCUUAAGCAGUGGUGGUGUGGCCUUUGUUUAGCAGUCCAUACAUACCAGCUCUGUCAUUACUGAGGGAUGCUGUUUUGAACAGAAACUAUAUUUGGGGUACUGCAUCAACAUUGGCUAAUCAGAAAUCAUUUAGAAUUGAAAUCAGAUGUUCAGUCUCUGCUGAUCCCCAACUUUAAAGCUGUCAUUUGGAAAUGUUCCUCAUCUUUAAAUUUCUCCUUGCUUAGUGUGCACGCUCCAGCCUGUUGCGCGUGCAGACUUCCAGAGCCCAGGGGUUUACAGAUCCAGAGCUGUGACACAGUCCUGGCGCUCUCCCAGCCGGCUGGCCUAUCCUUUCGGCAGCGUUUGGCCAUCGGUGGCCGCGGCUCCUGGCACUUCCUUUCGCUCUGCUUCCAUCCAGUCUCUUUCCAUGAGGUUCCAGUUUCCUGUCCCUGGCCAGGAGCGGCAGUUCAUGAGGCCGCGCUGAACUCAUGCCGUUGUCAUUCUCUCCUUUGGGGUGGUUUGUGCCAUUUUCCAGUUUUUAAAAAUAAAUGUUAUUUUUGGAGUGCUUUGUUGUGCUGCGGCAAAUUGGAUGGAGGGAGGAGCUGAAAACGGCUGCGAGGUCAUAUGGGCAGAAGCUGUCUCUGGCUGUGGAGAGCAAUUUGUUGAGGCAGCAAAGAGAAAGAGCUCCCUCUUUUUACAGGAUCCCUUUACCUGGUGGUGGUGUUCUGACUGCAAGCCUACCACACAUCUGUAGGAAGAAGAAGGGGAAAAUAGUGGAGAUAGAUUUUCUGUGCAUUUACUGUGUACCCUACUUGCCAUCUCUCUCUAAUACUUUUUAUAAUUAGUGGCCAAUUUGACUGAGUUGGUUUGAUGACGUCUUACAGAUAACAGAGCUACAUUUUUGUUGAAAUAGGCAGAGGGAGUGAAGAAGAAGACAAUCUCUUCCAAGGAAAAGGCUGGUAAUACGAGUUCAACUCUCAUUAAACAUCAGAGAACCCACAUGGAAACAAGACCUGGACAAAAGCUCUAACCAAUUCUUUUUGUUUCUGCUACUACAACCAGUGCUGGCGUUGCUGCUUCUUGAUCUUCUCAUUAAAACAAAGAGACACAAGUAAAAGCAUACAAAAAAGCUUUUUUAGUCGGAACACGAGGGUCUUGGCUGAACUUCCCACUUCUACUGAAGCUACGAGGCAAACUCACAGAAACUCAGUAGCUUUUCCUUAUCACUGAGUCAGGCAGAUGUGUUAGCUUGGUGAACUUCUCAAGGAUAGUGCAGCUCUCCCUGUAAACCAUCCUAAGAAACUGGUGUCUGUUAAUGGGAGGACAUCUGGGUCUCUUCCAGUAGAGAGACGAUGUCGCCACACUGGACAUGGGCUUUCCAACAGCAACUCUCUAUGGUUGGUUUUGGUGGGCCCUUUAUUCCUCUCUGCCUGUUCUAGAGGCCUGGAAGGCUGUGGUGGGAGUCCUUAACAGUUCAGCAUAUCUUUCUGUUAGACAAGCUCUCAGUGUUGUGACUUAACAAGGUCAUGGGUGUUCAUAUGCACCACAGCUGCAGAAGGCAGGCAGAUUUUUGUGAGUUCUCCGUCAAGGCACACCUGUCCAAAAUUACUGAAAAAUGGUGCUAGGAAGAUAUACCAUGGGCCUUCAGGCUGCUUUGAUAUUGCUUAAAUGUAGAAAUGUUAUAGUGAGGAAAUGCCUUAAUAAUUCUGAAUCUUUGCUUUUCUUCUAGCUCUGCUUUUUAAGAUUUCUUCUUAAUGCUUUUUUCCAUGUCUCCAGGACUAUUCCACAACUUUAAGGUCAUCAGCCAGAGAAGGGUAUCACAGAGUGGUGACCCUGUGACUUUGCACUGUCUUCUGGCCACAGGUUUUCCACAGACAAAAAUGUCCAUUUAGAGCAGGGAAGAGGCACAGGGGAUGAUACACAGUGGUUGCAGGUUUCCCUGUUGAAGAAGAGCUCUAGGGUUACUUGGCAAGUGUUUCAGCUGCUGGCUCAGCUCCCAUCACCACCAUGUUUCUCUUUUCUGACUCUCCACCCCUUCAUAGAAGCUGGGAAGAAAAAUUUAAUGUGUUCUUUCUUUGCUGUUUAGUUUGAUUUGCAGUUGAAACUGAGGGCCAGAGUUGAACAAGGCUGUCUUUUCAGUCUGGAAACUUCUUCCUAAAAAAAUUAGAGUUGUGGGUACCCAGGAGAAUGGAAAAACUGGUAUUCCUCUCCACCUUUCUUUUUUGUUUGAUAUUUGCAAAAACCCUAUUUCUUUAACCUUAUUCUCUCCUGUAAUUGAUUUUGGUGAUCAGUUUAAAAUUUCAAAAUGCAAAAUAUAUCUUACCUGCCCCUGUGUUACCCUUUUAAUAUAUUUCUCUGGUGUUCUCUUACUGGCUCAGUGGGCUGUAAAACUCUGUGUUUAGGUAUGUAUCCUCACAGCUGUUUUCAUUACAGUUCUCUGUCUUGGAUGCUGUUAUUUUGUACACUGUAUUUUGCCUUUUGUACUGCCUCUCACCAGUUCCAGCUUUCCCGAGCCAAGGAGAAGAAAGCUCUCUGUUAGCUGAAACACCUCAAGAGACCCAAGGUCCUGGAGGAUGGACAUUCUGCCUGGCUGCACUGAGGGCACAGGACUUCAAGACAGGUUUGCCAAGUAAGAUCUUUUUUAACUCUUGUAGGUUGCAUAAAGUGAGGUGGGCAGCUGAAAGGUAAAGUCCAUUGUCAGGAGGAAAAUCUCAGCGUCCUUGCUGCUGCUUUUGGGAUAUUGGCUGACUGUGCACCCAGGACGUGCUUCAGAGGCUGCUGAAAACCCACAGCAAAGCCUUGGCACAGGGGAUUCCACUGAGUGUGUCAGGUUUGACAUGGAGUACUUUGAGUAGCAAAGCAGGAUCAGGAUAUUUUGCUUCAUUUUAAACUCCCCAAAAGUUAAAUUUUUUAAAAUUCAGUUUUUAGGUGCUGGAGAAAUAUGAUUUUGUACAAUGACAUAUUAAUGAUCAUCUGAGAUUGUAAUCUAAAUUUUUGUUGCCUUACAUGAAAGAGGUGAAAAUAAAAAAAUCUAGACCUGUUCAAAACAGCAUAGUAUCACUGUGGUAUUUCUUUCCGAAAGAAAAUGUUAUUUGAAGUUUUUUUUUCCACUGAAAAUGCCUGUUGAUGUAUAAAUUCUGUUUUAAAAUUUGUUCUUCAUGGAU
Molecule: messenger RNA, 6260 nt
Organism: Melozone crissalis (California towhee)
Lineage: Eukaryota; Metazoa; Chordata; Aves; Passeriformes; Passerellidae
Gene: TRMT11
Product: tRNA methyltransferase 11 homolog
Exons: 13
Coding region: 41-1426 (461 amino acids)
Biological process (GO): methylation
Cellular component (GO): cytoplasm
Molecular function (GO): nucleic acid binding
Source: RefSeq, a predicted model, not a curated record